This is a messenger RNA of Heteronotia binoei (common prickly gecko), 2557 nucleotides long. It is a transcript of the gene TMA16, whose product is annotated as translation machinery associated 16 homolog. Gene Ontology annotation, cellular component: nucleus. Bases 360 to 929 code for a protein of 189 amino acids. The record is from RefSeq and is a predicted model, not a curated record. NCBI's taxonomy places the organism in Eukaryota, Metazoa, Chordata, Lepidosauria, Squamata, Gekkonidae. The transcript has 7 exons.
GGCUAACCCAAGGCAUUCCAGCAGCUGCAAGUGAAGGAAUGAGGAAUCAAACCCAGUGCUUCCAGAUAAGAAUCAGCACACUUAAGCACCACACCAAACUGGGUCUCAGUUUCUUCCACGCCCGUACAGAGCAGGGACCACCCCACCCCGCGGUCUCCUGCCAGGGACAAGAACUGAGGCUCCGGCAUAUUGCCUAUCGGCUGGAAGAGGCGGAACUGAGAACUCGCGAGCGGCGGUAUUUAGCCGGUCUCGUUACGGUGACGGACUCAUCUCCUUUUUUUUUUGCGUUGGGCUGGAAGGCGCGUGUUGCCUAAUCACGCGUGCGGAGGAUCCUUGAACUAGGUUUCAUCUCAGCGAGGAUGCCAAAAGCAGCAAAGAGCAAAGGAGGGGGGCAGGAGAAAAAAGUUGUCCAUCCUUACAGCAGAAAAGCUGCUCAACUUACAAAAGAAGCACACAAACAAGAAAAAAAGGAAAAGCUGAAAAAUGAAAAGGCCUUUCGUCUCAGUGUUGUAGGUGAAAAACUCCUUUGGUUUCAAAGUCACCUGGACCCCACCAAACUGGAGUACACAAAAAAGGAUGCCUGUGAACUAGUAGAAAAGUAUUUGCAUCGAUUCAACGAUGAGUUGGAGCAGAUCGAUCUGCAUAAUAGUAUUAAGGGCAGACAGGCAGGGCAACACAGUUCUCGAGAAGCUGUCAUCAAACAGACUAUGGAACGUGAAAGACAGCUAUAUGAUGGAUACGGGCUGGAUAUUCCUGACAUUGUGAACUGCAAGCAUCUUAAAACUUUCAGAAAUUGGGAUGGUGAUCUGAAGAAGCUGCCAAACAUUCAAAUGAGAAAACUAUCCAGUAAAGAUGCCCUUACUACUAGGCUGGAGAAAGCAUCUGUUGAAACUGAAAAGGAACUGUGUACAGCAAAGGAUGUGCACUAAUAAACAGCUGCUGACAAGAUGACAGCUGAAGCAGAUUGCUGAGCAACUGUUUUAAUUAACAGCAGGAGCAAGAAGCCUUGUCUUCAGUGAAAUGCCAAAAGACCCAGCUCACUUGCCUAUGCAGAUAGCAUUUGGUUUUGACCUUCAGUUAUGGUGUAAAACACUGGCACGUUAUGUCACUGUCUUUGUUUUGAAUAUAAAGUUUGUAAAGAUAAUAAAAGGCAUGCUAGAUGUUAUAGUGGUCUAAUCUAAUUUGGAUUUUUCCAAAUUUGUAUAUGCUUUGUGUGUAGAGGAAGAAGAAAGCUGAACUCUUCCCCUAUCAAUACACUCCUCUCUAUAUUCUUCUCCCCCAGCCUACUCCAGAGGUUACUUCUAGUCUACUUCUUGUGAGAGGCAGUUGUGAAAAAAGAGUUUGAGGGCAUAUAUGACUGAAGAAUAGGUUCGUUCCCCCUACCCUUUUUUAUUCUAACUGGACAGGCCUACUUCUGUAAUGCCCAGUUUGCCAUGGUCUCUCACUCUCUCUCUCUCACACACACACUCUCUCUCUCAAGCAAUGUUUUUAAAGAUGGCUGUCAGUUUAUGGAGGCAUAUCAGAGCCAUAACUGGUUUGACAUGAUGGCAUGUGAUACAUUCUUGUCCGUGCCAGAACUAUUGUACUUUUCUUCAAGUUUCCUCAGUAUUUCUUCCAGCUUUCCUAAGCCAGCUGCAAAAAUGUGUUGAAGGUCAGGAUGGUGUGGCCAGUGCACUUCAGUCAUCUUUCUGAUUACCCUCACAUUUCAAUCAGGGCCAAACCAUACCAGGCAUUGAUGUGUUGUGCAUAUAGAGUACCCAGAUUCAGAUUGGUACUGCAUCUUUUCCAUACCUGGAACAAUCUUGUGGAGCUACUGUUUACCACAUAGGAACUAACUUACAAGUCCUAUAUAGCUUUUUAAAAACAAAAAUCUGCUUGGUUUUUUAGCUCAGAACAUCCUGUGUUGCAUCUGGUUAGUCCUUAAAUACCACACUAAUGCUAGGCUAGUUGUUACCUCUUCUCUAAUAUUUAUGUCAGCUUUUUGCCAUGCUUCAUAUACUUGACUUUUUCCUUCCUAAAUGGAGGAUAAUAUAUGAAAUUAACUUUGAAUAACUGGAUCAAGAAUGGGUGGAAGCAUGUCUGGAAGGAACCUGAAGUCGUAACAUUUCUCACUUCUUCUACGAUAUGGAAUCUAUCUAGUAUCUGCAUAAAUGUUAAUUUUCACCAUAAAUUAAAUGUUUUCUGAUUUUUCAGAAUGAAUUUCACCAGCAAGCAAAGUUGUUUUUAAAUGUCAUUAUUGUAAGAUCAAUCAUAAUCCAAAUACUGGUACACUCUGAGUAACACAGCUAAGAUCAAAUUAGUGACAUCAGCCAAGGUAUUCCUUAAAGCAACUCAAUAAAAUAAUAUAUAUAUUUGUGUAUAUAAUACAAAUUAAGCCUUGAAACAUUUUUGCAGAUUUGAUUGUUCUUAAAAGCAAGUGCAUUAAAAUAAAGGAUAUUAUAUAUUUGUGCAUAUGCUCCAAAUUAACAGAGUUGUUUUUGAAAUGUUAAUUGUUUUGUUAAUUCUCAUAUGUAACUGAGAAAUAAACUCCUGCUUCAGUGCAGAGAUUGUGCUAAAA